AUGACAAGCCCAGUAGAAACUGACUUUGGGAAAGUAGAAGUGAGAAAUGGUGGACCCCUGAACGUGUCCCUGAACGUGCCCCUGAACGUGUCCCUGAACGUGUCCCUGAACGUGUCCCUGAACGUGUCCCUGAACGUGCCCCUGAACGUGUCCCUGAACUUCUGGUGUGUGUUACAGGAAGUUCUGGUCGCUGCGUUGGCGUUCAGGAAUAAAUACGCUCGCCGCCCGUACCUACCGGAGGAACUCGUCCCCGCCAAACACACGAAGCUUUUCUUCAGCGUGGACUCAGACGUGCGGUGGCCCGAGUGGUCUUCCUGUGCGGCUGAACUCGGACCUGGAGGCGAGACUAUCGUCAGGUCUGAGGGGGGGCGAGCAGCGCUGAUGCUGGCGCCAUCGGGCGAAGAAUUCUCCGUGGAGUUUACGUGCAGCCUCAGUCAGACGGCGAGCCGAUACACCGACGAUGAGAAGGUAACGUGUCCCAGUGAUCCAGAGACGGUGUACCGAUCCACCACGGUGGUCCAGCAUCACUCCGUCUGCUCUGUUCCCUCCGUCUGGUCCUACCCUCUCUGGCUGGCUCGCCAACUCCACGCCUCUCGUCUCUGGCUGGCUCGCCAACUCCACGCGUCUCGUCUCCCUGAGCCAGAAGACGUCCCAGCAGACAGAGACGUAAACCCGCUGGACAUUUCCACCGUAGAGCGAAGCUCUCGCCUCCCAGAGGCGCUGCCUCUCACGUGUUCAUCCCCCCACUGGCACAGGUGGAAAGUUAAAGACGUCGUUUCAGACCGAGAUCUUCUAACAGAGCUGGUGAAAGUGCUGUGGUGGCACGGAGUCACGUACAGGAUCCUGAACGGGACGGUCCCUGUCGUGGAGGUGUCCCCCGGAGAUGGAUCAGUCCUCCGCUCUAACGGCGUCCUGAAUACUUAUUUUACUCAUCACAGACCUGAUCUCCCAUCAGGACGGGUGAACGAGGUAACGCACCCUGGGACACCUCUCCCCCGCGCUCCCGGACAGCUGUUCUCCGUGGGGCGGAGGCGCGUGCGCCGCGCAAAGAUCCUGGCGUGCUUCACCGAGGCCAGGCGGUCGCUGGCGCUCCCCGCCACGCCCAGCUGCCUGACGGAGCUCAGAGAGGGGCGACAUUUGUCUGGACCAGCGAGGAUGGAAGAAGGUCUGUCCAGUCCUGGUCCUGUUGAGCAGGACGUCCCAGACACGGUAGAGAGUCGGUCGGAUCUUGUAGCUGCAGAACUGGAGAAGAUAAAAAGAUUCAACUUUCUGCUGGAGAACAACCACCUGCUGAGGAACCAGACAGGAAGUGUGAGACAGGAAGCUGUCGCUGCAGACGAGGAGACUCCCGGAGCGGUGAGCGAGCGCUGCGUCGCCGAGGCUCUGCAGAGAACUUCCAGAACCAUCCGAGACAUCGACGCUCUCAUAUCUGACUGCAAAGAGCCCUGAAUGGGGCUGUGUGUGUGUGUGUGUGUGUGUGUGUGUGUGUGUGUGUGUGUGUGUGUGUGUGUGUGUGUGUGUGUGUGUGUGUGUG
Messenger RNA from Perca fluviatilis (European perch), 1534 nucleotides. RefSeq lists its product as uncharacterized. The transcript has 12 exons. NCBI's taxonomy places the organism in Eukaryota, Metazoa, Chordata, Actinopteri, Perciformes, Percidae. The coding region runs from base 1 to 1449 and encodes 482 amino acids. The record is from RefSeq and is a predicted model, not a curated record.